This is a messenger RNA of Diprion similis, 1330 nucleotides long. Its product is annotated as lysophospholipase D GDPD1-like. Gene Ontology annotation, biological process: glycerophospholipid catabolic process. The record is from RefSeq and is a predicted model, not a curated record. Gene Ontology annotation, molecular function: phosphoric diester hydrolase activity; phosphatidylcholine lysophospholipase A1 activity. The transcript is spliced from 7 exons. Gene Ontology annotation, cellular component: endoplasmic reticulum membrane. Lineage: Eukaryota; Metazoa; Arthropoda; Insecta; Hymenoptera; Diprionidae. Bases 103 to 1047 code for a protein of 314 amino acids.
AUCGUCUGCUACAUAAUGCGUUACCUACCGUAGUCCUACCUGUCACUUUAUGCCUUUGUACUUGAUCAGUUAUCGCUCUUUGUUACGAUAAAAAUAAAUAAAAUGUUCUUCUACGCUUUGAUCGGCGGCUACGUUUUGACAUCGAUGAUAUUAUUCAAAUACCCAACGUUGAUACAUAAGAAAAAAAAGGUGAAAUUCAUGUGUCAUCACAUCAGUCACAGGGGCGGUGCUGGCGAAAGCUACGAAAAUACAAUGUGUGCAUUCAAACGGGCUGUUGCUAUCGGAACAGAAAUGCUUGAAUUGGAUUGUCAUCUGACAAGAGAUGGACAAGUGGUAGUUUCGCAUGAUCACAAUCUAUUGCGCAGCACUGGUAGGAAUAUGAAUAUAUCGGAUUUGGAUUACAAGGACUUGCCAUUACUGAAAAGGAAUCUCCCUAUUGACUUUGACCCAGAUAUGGAAUUUGUGGGAUCUGAGAAAGAGGAGGAGCGAAGAUUCGCCCUUUUGAAGGAAGUAUUUGACGCAUUUCCCAACUUGCCCAUCAACAUUGACAUCAAAGUCAAUAACGAUCGCCUCAUUGCCAGGGUGUCUGAUCUCAUCAAAGAAUAUAAUCGCGAGGAAUACACUGUGUGGGGAAACUUCAGCGACGAGAUAACUAAAAAAUGUUACAAAGCGAAUCCAAAUGUGAACUUAUUGUUCUCUAUGCAGCGUGUUACUUUACUCAUAUUCCUUAUGUACACUGGUCUGCUACCAUUUGUGCCUUUGAAAGAGACUCAUCUGGAAAUCUUUCUACCGUCUAUUUAUUUGAGGCGCAAAGGUGGUCCGAUUCCAACUUUUCUCCCAUUGGAAAAACUAGUUGUUCGCUCUAUAAACUUGUUACUCAUGAGGCCAUGUUUGUUCAAUCACCUGCAAGCACGUGGAAUACAUGUAUACUUUUGGGUAUUGAAUAAGGAAGAUGAGUUCAAAGAAGCAUUUGAACUUGGUGCCACAGGAGUGAUGACAGAUUAUCCCACAAAAUUAAAAUUAUUUUUACAAAAUGGUGCGUUCUAAGGCAAUUCAGUACGGUUGUUCACGCCACAUUUGUUAGAUAUAGGUUGAAACAAAGUAACUUUACCCUAUAUUUUCUGCUACGACAAAGAUAAAUUUACUGAUCUAAAAUCAACUCUGCACUCAACGUGUCGAUAUGUACAUCAAAAUUUUCGGCAAGUUUUUCCGCAAAAAGUAAUUUUUUUUUCAAUCAUUGCCUAAUAAUUUUUAGGUUUAAGACACGUUAAGAUUGCUCUUGUUGAAUUGCACGCUUGAAUCUAGUCCAUUUUAAAUUCUAUUAUUACUA